This is a messenger RNA of Colletotrichum paranaense, 1188 nucleotides long. Its product is annotated as oxidoreductase family protein. The record is from RefSeq and is a predicted model, not a curated record. The transcript is spliced from 2 exons. Gene Ontology annotation, molecular function: nucleotide binding. The coding region runs from base 1 to 1188 and encodes 395 amino acids. NCBI's taxonomy places the organism in Eukaryota, Fungi, Ascomycota, Sordariomycetes, Glomerellales, Glomerellaceae.
AUGGCACAAGAACCGUUUCUGUUGAGGUGGGGGAUAAUGGCCACCGGAGCCAUGUCCGAGUACUUCUGCAAAGACCUCCUGACCAACCCAGCUACUCGCCAAGUGACUGACAUUAAGCAUGCCAUCACCGCAGUCUCAUCUUCGAAAGACCCUCAAAAGGCGACCGAAUUCCUCGCUCGCAUCGAUCACCACUCACCUACUGAGGUCUCCACAUAUGGAUCAUAUGCAGCACUUGUUAAAGACCAGAAUGUUGACAUUGUUUACAUCGCCACCCCGCAUAGCCACCAUUUCCAAAACGCAAUGCUAGCGCUCCACGCAGGAAAGAGCAUUCUUUGUGAAAAGGCUCUCACUGUCACUGCUGCGCAAGCGCGGCGACUGUACGAAGUUGCAAGAGAGAAGAAGCUCUUCUUCUUGGAAGGUGUCUGGACCAGGUUCUUCCCGCUCAGCGUCAAAAUACGCCAGCUUGUCAGCAGCGGAGCUAUCGGCCAGAUUCAUCGUGUUACUGCAGACUUGUCUCGAGCGAACAGCAGCAGAGAUUUCGGAAGCAAAAGACUUAAUUACGAAGACUCCCAUCGCAUGGUCAACCCUGACUUGGCCGGAGGUGUCCUACUCGGACUUGGAAUCUAUCCACUAACCUGGGUUUUCCAAAUUCUCUACCAUCUCCAACCUGAGAAUGAAAAAGAGGAGCCACAGAUCCUGUCAGCCGUUCAGAAAUAUUCUACGGGAGUCGAUGAGUCGGCCACGAUCAUCCUCAACUUCCCAAAGCACGGAACAGUGGGUAUAGCCACAUCAUCGCUUCGGGUUGCAACAGAUCCUGGCAUUUCCGGCACCCAAGCGAUCCGAAUCCAAGGCUCACAUGGCGAAAUCCAAGUGGAAAAUCCGGCGUACAAGCCUCAAUCUUUCAAGAUAAUUACCAUGUCGGAGACGGGAGCUGUUGAGAAGGUUUUUGAAUACCCUCAUCCGCAAGAUAGCGAAAGGAGUUGGGGAAAUGGCACAUUUUGGGAAGCAGACGAAGCUGCACGUUGCAUAAGGGACGGCAAAUUGGAAAGCGAUACUAUGCCGUGGUCUGAGAGCAUACUCGUCAUGGAAACUAUGGACAAGGUAUUGAAAGACGCCGGAAUAUUCUAUCCUGAGUUGAUCGCUACAGACGAGUUUGACCCUCUUAGUCCGCUCAAUACCGGUGGAUGA